UCGCUUGGUCGCUCUCUGAACGUGCGUGCGUGCGCGCGUGUGUGCGUGUGUCAACUAGUUGUUAGCUCGCGCUAGCUGCUCAGUUGGGCUAGCUUGUUUUAACAUUUCAACAGAAGGCACCGUUUAUGCCAAGAAAACAGCUGCCGUUCGUCAUGAGAGAGGAACACCGCUCCCACCGCAUGUCUGUCAACCUUUAACGCCAAAGACGAAGACGGACUGUGAGCAAAAAAUAUGAUUAGUUAGCAAACGACAACCAAAAAAGUGAAGCUACAGUUUGUGGAGAGCCUAGCUCGCUAGCAUCCCGAGAAGGAGAGCUCUGAGAUUUCACCAGGACUGGAUGCGGAAGGAGGAUAUGAGGCAAGCUGGACAGCUAAUGCUAAGUGUAAGCUUGAUGGAACAGAAAUGUGGAAAACACUUCACUGUGAGCAUAAUUUAUGAAUAUAGCAAGCUAAGCUGAGCUAACACUAGUUAUUGGGGAGCAUAGAACUGUCAGCGGUGGAGCUUGUUGUUCAAACAGGGACAUAACCCGGGCUCAAAUACUGGUGUAUGCGGCCUAGCAUUAGCUUGGAGCUAGCUGUCUAAUAGUGUUAAAUAUUUGUCACUCAGUGUGCAUUAGUGUCCCGCUAAUGUCGGUCAUAUUUGAAGAUUUAUCAGACUGAUUCAAGGCAGUGGUAGCUGAACAGGUUACACUAAACCAACCUCAAAUGCAGAGAUACUCGCCAGCUAGGCUAAGCUUGCUAAUGUCAGUGAGAAAACUAAAUCUUGCUAACGCUGCAUUGGCCUGUACAUGAAGAUAAAGAGGUUUAUCACACUGUCUAAAACCACAAAAGAUGAAUACAGUAUACCGUCUAUCUUCUCAGUUGUUUUGGUUUGAUUAAAAACGCCAACAGACAGAUGUCAUACUCAUUUAAAACACUGUAUUGCGUGCAGCUGUCUGCUGUAGUUGUUGUUAAUCUAUCCAUUUAGCUACUAGUUCACAUACAAUACAACCUUGAUGAAGCUGGAGAAGGCAUGUUCCUUUUCUAACUAUUGCAGCAGAUGUGAAGAAUGAAUGUGAUCAACAACAGCUUAACAAACUCAGUCACAUCCAUCCUAUGAGCCUCUAAAUCAAUUCAACAUCCACCUGAAACCAGAGAAAACUGUAGAGUUUCUUAAUAACGUGUAUAAGGAAGUACUUUAACUUGAAGGUGACCAGCUGGAAAAUUUCUAAUUUGCUAUUUCAGACACAUUUGGUCUGUUAUAUGUAGUGUAAAUGUAUCAAUUGAUCAUUGCCAAGCAUGGAUUUUCUGAUGCCUAUUACGUAGCGUAACAAACCAGUUUUGAUCUUUCUUACAGAUGAAUGUGUUUUCAUUCAGUCAGAGGGUUACCAAUGUGCCAAAAAGUCACUCUCCUAAUUAUUCGACAAGGAUUAAGCUCGAGUGUGGCAACAUCGGUGCAAGGAGAGAGCGCACACUGGCACAAGAAUAUGCAAGGACUCUUGAACUCUACUAAAAUAUACAUAUCCAAGACCUAAAACUGUUAUCCUUGAUGAACCAGUCUUGGUUAAUCUGCCAUCCCAAAUGGAAGUGCCAUCAUAAACACAAGAUACUGUGGCUCGAACUGCUGUACAGUUUUUUGAGCUACAGCCUUGGAGGAAGCAUUUCAGCUUCUCAUUGAACCUGGAGGUGGAGAUGGGUUCCCAAGCUCUUCAGAUACUUCGGCAGGGGGUGUGGGCUUCACUCACAGGGGGAUGGUAUGUGGACCCCCAUCAGAGCACCUUCUCAAACUGCUUCCACCUCUACCUGUGGAUAUUCCUCCUGGCCUUCCCCUUCCUGCUGUACAUGGUAAGCACAUUUUCCUAGCAGGCUGACUGCCACUUUGAAUGAGUGAGAGAAUUACUUAAUACAGACAACUAUUAUUGUAAUGUCAAAAAUGUUGUCCAGCAGAAAAGCUCAGCUCUUCAACAUAACAGCUACGGACACAUCAGAUGAAUGUGAUUGUGGCAUUAUCUUUCAUUUGGUUCCUUUGCAAUGUAAACUCUGCAAGAUUUUGAGAAACGUCCUCAAAUAAAAGUGAGAUGGGAAGGUAAACCGCACAAUCUGGUCUGUUUCCAAAAGUGAUUUAUUGUUUCCAUUAAGUACCGGAACUAUGUUACAUUUAGUCUGAAGCAAAAGUGAAAAUGAAAGAGAACUUACCAAAUUUACAUUUUGAACAUUUGAUGUUAUCGCAAAACGAUGUGCACACACAACUUCCUACAGGGGGAUGAGGGGAAUUUGGAUCAGAAAGCUUGCACAUUAUUGUACUUGUGCGUUUAAAAUAUGUUCAUUUGUCCUCUCAGUAAGCUGGACAUUAUUUUCAACAAUACAGGAACUGUGGAUUUGGUAAAAAGAAAAAAAAAUCUGCUUGAAUAACUGAGGUUGUCUUGUACAGUUUAUCAUACUGCAAAGAUGCUGCAUGGUCUCCAAUCAGAAAUGGUAGUCUAAUCAUCCACAAGAUGUUAAUUUAAAAAUUACAACUAUCAUCAUUUACUACAGUUAUAAUCUAUAAUCUUCUAAAAACUAGUAAGAGGUAUUAGCUUCCAUUAUGAUUGGUCUUUCGUAAGGUAGACAAUUUCCAGCCAUUGUUUAACACAGAACUGCCUCUGAUUCACUGAAAUGUUAAGCGUUGCCCCUUUUCCUUAUUUUCUCCUGUCAUUGUCUUCUCCCUCUUCCCUAGGCUCUUCCUCCAAGCUUGGUGGUUGCAGGCAUGUACUCAGCUGUGGUGGCCGUCUUCUUCACGGCCAUCAAGGUGGUGAACUACCGGCUUCAUGCUAUGUUCGACCUGGGGGAGAUCGUGGAGAAGAAGCAGGCCUCACUUACAGCCGAACCACCAAAAACAGAAGAUGGAGAUGAAGGUUUAGGUGCUCAUGAUGGGGAUCAUCACAGGUGAGGAGUAUUUUUCUCUCUGAUUUUGGAUAAAAUGUUUCAAUCAAAACGAUGUAACUGUUCACAAUGUACUGAAUGUGCAAUAUCGUCACAGGGAUAGUCAUGUUGGAGUGGAAAUGACUGUGUUUCGAAAGGUGAACUCAACACCUCCUGUGCGCUGUAGCUCCCAGCACUCUCUGUUUGGACUCAACCAGGUGUCGGUGAGGAUUACUAGAUUUAAUAGCAGCAUGUAUUCUUUAUUGUUCUACCUCUAUUAUCAUUUCUGCUAACUGUGAUUUUUUUUUUGGUUUAUUCAUCAGGAGUUCUUGCCCCAGCUGGAGGAUUCGGGGGGUACUAAAGGUAAAUGUCUAAAUCAUGAAUUUUAGUGACUGGUGUGUUGUUUAAAAAACUUUUCUUACAUUAUCCUCACACCAUCAAGUAUAUCCAUCAGACUUCUGCUGCCAUUUUAGCUUGUACUGAAUAUGCAUUGUUGCUUUUUCCUUUAAAGAUAUCAAAGAACUAAUGCGGGAACAAGGAAGCAAUAAUGUGAUUGUCACAUCAGCUCAUCGUGACAUCCUACGCCAGAGUUCCCAGGAUACUAUUAGUAAGUCUGACACUGUUCAGUUAACAUAAUCAAGCACACUGAAACACACUGAACACAGCUCAGUCCAGCCUGUUUAUGAACAAGUCACACAAAGGAGGCAGAGCUAAAAGCAUACAAUCAUAGUACACGUUAUUUUACGGACAUGGCGCUACAUUUAUAAAAAGAAGAAUGGUUUUGUGCCCUGACAGGUAGAAAUAAAAACCCCAGUGUCACAGACUUCAAAAGCCUUUGGGCCUGAUUCUGGUUUCUUUAUGUACAGGGGCACCCAGUGUGGUCCAGUCCUGCAUUGCUGCUGCUUUGGGAGGGGACUUCCCUGCUCUCAUGGGUGUGUCUGGAGUGUCAGCUGGAUUUGGAGAACCUGGAGACUGCUUGUCUAUUCCCCCUUCACCCUCCAGUCAAGAAGAUGGAGGCGAGAAAGAACAGCUGCAGGAAGUGGAGGAGUUACCAGAACAACUGUCCCAACAGAGUCCUGAGGACAAUGGGUUGGGGGCUUACUCUCCCCUCGGCCCCUCUGCUGAGUCUGAGAGCCUGGGGGAUACUCCGCUCAGCCCCCUUAUAAAGAGCAGCUUGAGUGAGGAGCUGAGUGAAAAUCUCCUGGGUUUGGGUCUUGAUCCUGUGGCAUUUGCACCAGGGACUGAGCACCCUGGCAGCCGUAGUGGGGUAGCACUAGCUGCUGGAUCAACAGACAGCUGUUUCAGUGCAGGUGGUGCUGCCACAGACCGUGAAACACUAAGCACUGUUAGCAGUUACCGCAGUGAAAAGACUGAUUCCACUCAGCUGGAAAGUCCUUCGUUCAGCCAGCCGAGACCUGCAGAUGCUCAGGCUUCUGGCUCAGCACCAGCGAUAGGCUCCAGCAUCCCCAGACCCACAGAGGACCCAGCAGGACAGGGUGGCAGUGAUACUGACAACCUGUCAGACAGUGUCCUACUGCGCUCCCCCUCCAAAGAAUUCUCCCUUAGCCAGGGGCUUGACAGGACACUUGUUGAAGGAGAGGAUUUGCCCCCUCUGCUUUGUGAUAUUGCACAGCCCCCUCCACUCCAGAACUCUUCCCCUUCAAGUAGUGGUCACUCAGAGGUUUGUGAUUUAGACAAAACUGUCCAAGUUCCUCCUCUGCCCCCUCCUCGGCAAGCCAAUUCAGUGCCCUCAGGGCUGGCCCUGAGUUUAGUCUGCUCUGAGCCUGCUUUGCCCAUAUCCUCUACCCCUUUUUUGCUGCCUGACCAGCCUGCUUUGCAAGCCCAGCAGGUUGUGCGCCCCAAAGACUUAAAGCUGCUGCGGGCCAGCGGCAGUAGUGUAGGGCACAGGCCGGGCCGAAGGAAAGCUCCUCGAAGGCGAGCAGGAGCGGGGAGCAGUAGUUUUGACUGUGGUUCUUACAGGCGUCAUCACAAUCAUAGACAACACAGAGAUUACAUCCCAGUGCGAAACCGACUGGGAGCCAAGGCCUACAGCGAAAGUUUGUUCGAGGAUUCUAGUGAUGAAGACGACGGCAGUGACAUGAGUGCUGGUUCUAGUCUGGGCUCCCAGAGGCGCUACAGUUCAGACGAUGACGACGAUGAUGACGACUCAAGUUCCUCUACCUCCUGUUACUCCCCGGACCUUGCUAACACUGGCAUUACUUCCCCGCUCCCAAAUGCUGCUCAACUGCCUACUCCGAGGGAAGGGGAUUUACCUGAACCUGCUGGCCCCUCACAUUCUCGUGCUGCUCAGCGCUCCUCAAGCACAGCGAGCGCCAAGACUCACGCCAGAGUGCUCAGUAUGGACGGGGCUGGUGGAGGUCAGAGUAACACUGCAGCUUUGCCCUCUACUCUGCUUACCAUGCCCUCCACCUCCACCCCUGCACCUCGCACUCUCACUAUCUCGAAGUCUGAUUUGGAGGCUCGCACUAUACACACUGAUGGCUUCCCUGGCACUCAUCAUCAUCGGCUAGAUUCUCUCGGAGGCUCUUGGACUGGAAACCAGAUGGGCUGGAGGGCAGAGGAGCUGGUUGAAGAGGGAGCUGUGGGUGGCGGUGAGUUUUUCCUAACUGCAUUAGGUGUGUCCAGAAUUAGAUUUUUAUCUAAUGAACUGUGUGUGUUUUUUUUUUUUAAUGCAAGUAAAGGCAGAGGCCUGGCAUGGAUUUGGGUCACUGUUUCUUAUGAGUGGAGAUUGAAUAAACUCCUAGGAGUCUAGAAUAACUAGCAAUAUUUAGUGGCAUACAAAGAUGAAGAAAACUGAAACUGACAUUGUUGAUAAAUAAUUUAUUGGCCAAGUUGCCAUGUAAUUUGUAUCAUCUCUAGACAAAUUAAUGCCAAAGAAAGUAUGUCCUUUUUUAGCAGUUUUGCCGCAUUGAGGCACAUUUUGUGGUGCACCACAGUUUCAAACAGCCUUUGUUAAAGUGUGACACAGUGAUUUGGCAUGGCACUAACUUAAAAAUUCCCUUCCAUCAAACUAACACUGAAAUUUGGAGAACAACUUGGAAAAGCAUGUUUUUAUAAAUUCAACUGGAACCCUAACAGAGUCAGGGCAGAGAGAGAGAGAUGAUAGUCAUUGAAGGGAUAGUCAGUACUGGUGAACAUUGUCAUUCAUGUUGUGAUGAUAUUUGCUGCCUGGGGUAGCCCUUGAUUGUUCCCACAUGAAGUUGUCUGAAAAAGGGAGAUUUGUCAUCACAUCAUUUCAAGACUAACACGAGUCACAAAUGUGAAAGCAACCGUAUCAGUGACUGACCUUAAACGAGUGUUACUUUCCAGAGUGAUGACUCAUCCUUGUAGUUUACAAAUGACAGAAAGGAGAGGCAGAUUUUAAGAUGAGGAGGAAUCACUGCUGCUGACUACUUAGUCAUAAUUUCAUGAAGUGUUGGCAACAGCAACUAAUGUUAACCGUACCACCAGCACAUUCAUGCUCUUUGCAGAGGAGGUGACUUUUUAGGUGUAAGUUGUCAAGCCCAGGGAACAGUUACCUAUUACCAGUGACUUUUCUAACCGAAACAGCUUUUAAACACUAGAAACUGGGAAUUUGUCGACUGAAAGUUACACCAAUGCAUCAGAGCACAAAAUAAAGCUGGAUGGAGUGUGCUAUUCUAUGACAAACCUUUUAAAAUAUUUAAUUAACUUUAAGAGAAGAGAUUCACAGUACAGGUCACUUUUAGUUCCCUAACCUCCAUGACUUGCCCUCUUGAGUGAACACAUCAUGGUGCCCUGACUAAAAACCGUUUCAAAACAGAGAGAGAACUGCAGCCAUCAUCAUUAAAUUUAUUUAACCCAGCAAAUUAUUAUACUACCAGAAGUGGAUUACUCUUAGACUUUUUUUUGCUAUAUCCUCUCAUUAUGUAAGGUAGUUGCUCGUCAGGUGUAUUUCACCCUACUGUUGAAUAAAUUCUUGUCUAUGUGGAUAGAUUUGAGUUCAUUAUAACCUGGAUAAAUCUAACUACUGACGUACUGUUGAAUAAUGUCAAAUGCUAACAAUGCUAGUAACGAGCUAAUAUAGGUCUAUGUGUCCAUAUGUGCUGCAGUGUUGCCUUGUAUGUCGUUCAUUGACACUGUAAUGUAUCCCUCUACAUGGAUGUAACUGAUUACCCUCCUCCAGCCAUGGCUGCGGAGGAUGGAGGCAAACACGACUCGGUUAGCAGUGUUAAGAGGACCCAGGCUAUCCGCAGGAGGCACAAUGCUGGGAGCAACCCUACACCGCCCCCGUCCACCAUGGGAUCACCCCCCAGGUAAGUCAAAAACAAAGCAGAGCGGAGUAAGGGUUUAAGCGGAUGCCCUCGCUCUCAGCGGCACAAUUUCUCCAAAUCUCUUCCAAGGGCGGAGUAGUUAAAGCAGUCACCAAAGUUACUAAAUAAUGUCAUAUAAUUAAUGGACCUUAAUAAAAAAUAAAGAUGUGAUAAAGAAUUGAUAUCCACAGCGAGCUUUUGAGGCAAAAGGAAAAACUAAUUGCAUUUAAUUCACUUUCAGGGAGAUUACAAGCUUAAUUACAGUUUACACAAAUAUAAAGGAAAUGAUUUAGGGCGUUUUGUGUCAUUGUUUCCCGUAGCCUUCAAGAUCUCCAGCGGGGGCGGACUUCCUCUCACUCACGGACCCGUACACUUCCCUCAGCCUUACAGUUUGCCUCCUCACUCCUAUUGCCCCGCAGCGGCAUCCAUGAAGCCUCUACCUUCGACGACACAUCCGAGGGGGCAGUGCACUAUUUCUAUGACGAAAGCGGUGCGUUAGUCGUAUUUUACAAAAACUGUUAUUCCACAUGCUGCACCUAAAACAUUAAACUACAAAAACCAUAAAUUCAACAUUUAAAACAACUUUAAAACAACAAGACACAAGUCAUCCUGGAACUUAUUUGUUGAUUUAUGCUUGAUGUGUUCGGGACAGGUACAUUAGAUAUAGAUAAGCUGGUAGCAGAUGCCCAAUGCAAGUAUCAUAGUGUUAAUAGCAAACGCUGAUUUGAAUCUAUCACACCCAUCCCUAGAAGGCUUUUGUGAGAGAAAAUGGACAUUGAAGGUAAAAUCAAAUGGUCUUAUGAUCGAAUGAGAUCUAAAGUUGUGUUUCAUUAUUUAUAUUAUAAUCAAUAUCUCUGUUAUGUAAACUAUAAGCCAUAUUAAUACACAUCAAAGGGUUAGAACACAUGCCUACUCUGCAGAAGCAUUUUCACAUGCUGAUAAUUGAAGCUGUUUUUUCCCCACAGAGAGAUUAUAUGUUACAAGCUCCUGGGUAUAUUUGCUUGACCCUAGAGGGUGUACGUUUAUGAUUUGGCCUUCACAUUUCCCUUUGUCUUAAAAAGAAUAAGUGUGCGACUCUUCAUCCCUCUGUGUGUGUUCAGAGAGAGACAGAGGGUGUGAUGUCAGCUAAUCUGCUUCUCACCAAUUGCGUUGAUUUCAGUGCAACAUCUCAUGUUGUUUUAGUUUUUAGUGCAGCUUGUUGUCGCAGCAGGUAUUCUGCACUUAGUUUUGUUACGGCAGUAAUAGAGAGUCUCCCAGAAAUGAAACAGCUGCAUUUGAAAGCGUAUGUUGUGAUCCCUUUCAUUGUCAACAAUACUCUGUUGUGCUGGAGAUGUGAGCACCUCUUCUGGUUGAAAAACUCUUUGGUAUUUUAAAAGUCCUCCGCACUACUCCUAACAGUUUUUCACCUUUGGAGCUCCUUGAAGAGCUAAGAUGCUUUGUGAACAGCCCAUCUUUACCAGGAUGUGGUCUUCACUUUGGGGGAAAGUGUUUUGAAAACAUCACAAUUCUCAGAAUUUUCUCAGAAUUUCUUCUCAAGGAGAAACUCUUAGUACUAGAAAGCUUUGAAUAUGACCACUGGAGUCUAGUUGUGACUGUUGCCAGAAAACCACUCUGCAUAUUUUUCUGUCUGUGUUGAUUUUAUGGGGAAAAUUUACCCUUCAAAUUGUUGACAAAAGACAAAAAACACCAUUGUCUCAGUUGAUAUGUAUAAAAUACGUCCAAUUUGACCCUUUGAUGGUUUAAAUUAAAUUCUUCACAGGAGUGAAGAGGUCCUACACAUUUGGACCAGCUGGAGGCGGGUAUGAGGACCCUGUACAGUAAGUAAUCAAGCUUUUAGAAUUGGUUGCUGUUUUUCAAGACUAUAAAAUUUUGCUGCAAGAAAGCCGUGAAAACAAGAUGUAGUAAAGUUUAUGUAUGCUCCUAGGGAAAGAGAGAGACAGUCCCAGUCCUCAAGCUUCACCUCCACUGAGGUCCAGGAAGGGGCUCCAGUCCUGUCCAUGCUCCAGCCUAGACCUGUGGUUUUACAGGGUAUGCAGGUGCGCAGGGUGCCUCUGGAAAUGCCCGAGGUUAGGAUUUUUUUUUUCUUCAAGUUUGAUAUCACAGAUUAUCCAAAAAAGUGAGGAUUAUUUUUUUCCUCUUGCUGACCUUGUUAUUUCCCUUUCUUGAUUCGUCACUUCAUAUCUAGUUUGAUCUGGAUCACGAGUCUCUACAAGAGUCCCAAGAAAACACUCUGAUGAUCGAGGAGAAAGCCAAACCCAAACAGUACUAUCGCUUUUGGGUGCUCCCGGGGAAGUGGCUCAGGGUUCGAUAUGAUCGAUUGGCUCUUCUGGCUUUAUUGGACAGGUAGGCCAGACUGCUGGAGUCAGAGAGAUAAAUAGUUCUCUAUUUGAGCUCUUGUUUUCUGAAAAAUCAAAACACUUUGUUCGUGGUUGUCCCUGGUACCAUUGACCGGUAUGUAAUAAAUAAUAGAUGUCAGUGUAUUUGAAGUAUAAUCUAAUCCUUUAUAUCUUUUGUUUUCUUCUGUCUUUUGUUAUUUAAGAUUGGUUUCUGUAGCUGCAAAAUCCAGACAGAAUGAUUUAUUUAUUAUUCAUUUGUGUUGGCCAAAUCCUUCUACUAUUUUUAGAGAGUGAAGCACUAGUAAACUUAAAAAAAAGAAGAAGCACCAGACAAGAGAGUUAACUAUAAACAGAGGGAGUGUACCAGCUGGUGGCCUCUUGAUAGUUCAGAUAAAUAUUUCAUAUACAAGCAGAACGAGUAAUGCUCCAGGACAAAAAAAAGACAUCUCCAAACCUGAAGCAGUCGAACUCAAAAUCACGCAAAACUGUUUGUGUAUUGUUUCUCGAAAGCCAUUGAAACUGCGUCAUCACAGAUGCUUUGGCGGUUAUAAUCUGUGUUUAGACGGUCUUUAGUGCAUGCUUAUUUUACAUCAUAGCUCUGCCUCAGUGCUAAAAGUUUUGAACGGAAUAUCUGGUUUUGUUGAUUUUUACAUCCGAUGUUUAUGAUGGCUAACAGGGAGUUCAAACUUGCCUUCGUUGUGUGAAUGUGGAUUUAUCUGCUGUCGAUCAACAGGAAUCGCCGUGUGGGGGAGAACGUGUUUGCAGUGGUGCUGGCCAGUCUGGUGGCCUUCCUGGGGUUCCUACUGCUGCUCCAGGGCUUCUUCAGGGACAUCUGGGUCUUCCAGUUCUGCCUGGUCAUUGCAAGCUGCCAGUACUCUUUGCUGAAGGUACAUUACCCCUGGAUUUUAAGAUUUGCAUUGUUUUAUUUCUUCAUAUGUACUUGUAUUUUUUCAAGUAUAUACAGCAGAGUGUCACCAUCACGGAGUCAUCUUACCCAUGUUUUUAGUCAUACCUCAUGUUAAAGAUCUCCUUUUCUGCCUUCUUGUUUUAGAGUGUACAGCCAGAUGCAGCUUCUCCCAUGCAUGUGAGUACUGGUCUCCUCUGUUUAGUAUUUUAUUAUGCACCACAUUAUGCAAACCACAACAAAAACAGUGUGUUUGACCUUGUAGUUAACGUGUAACUGUGCCUUGUCUUGUUUUCCUCUGGUACUGCACAGGGCCAUAACUGGAUCAUUGUGUACAGUCGGCCUGUCUACUUCUGCUUGUGCUGUGUGAUGAUCUGGAUCUUUGACCUGUCUGGGCGCUCCGGCAGCCUACAGCCCUUCUCCCUCUACGGUGUCACCUUUUUCUCUGCACACUUCCUGCUCUGUGUCAGGGAUAUGCUCAUUGGUUAGUUGCAUUAUGUGACUCAAACAUCAGUCUUAUUUGUUUUGUAAUUUUUUAGAGCAAAUGUCUUACAUUUCUGUUUUUGUCCGGCAGUGUUUGCCUUGUGUUUCCCGGUCAUUUUCCUGUUUGGGCUGCUACCUCAGGUCAAUACUUUUGUGAUGUGUCUGCUGGAGCAGAUUGACAUGCAUGUUUUUGGUGGAACUGGUAAGAAUAUAUCGACACAGACUGGAUGGAUGGAAUAUUUUGUAAGCAAAUUUAGUCCGACUGUAACAGCAUCUUUAAAUCGACUGACUGGAUCUCUCUCUUUGUUUCUUUUCUCAGCCACAACCAGCCCCCUUUCAUCUCUGUUCAGCCUCAUACGCAGUGUGUUGGUGGCUGCUCUGCUGUAUGGAUUUUGUCUUGGUGCCAUCAAUGUAAGAGGAGCAGUAUUACUCAAACUGUGUAGGAGGCUUUUGAAUUUGAAUGGACAGUCCUUGAUUUCUGAUUGUUUUGAUUGUAUUUUCCAUCAGGCACCAUGGGGAGACGCCCAUGUGCCAGUACUGUUCUCUGUGUUUUGUGGCCUGCUCCUGGCCUUGUCCUACCACCUCAGCCGCCAAAGCAGUGAUCCCACCAUCCUCUGGUUAGUAACUUAUGGCAACACGGGUCUUCAAACUUUUUAUUUACAACUUUCCUGGUAAAAAGUGAUGUUUGACUACUGACACGUACUAAAUCACAUCUCUCCUAAUAUGAUUUAAUUUGAUCAUCAACUUGUUUACCUCAAUGCGUCAUGGUCCAGUUUUAUGUGUGUUUUUAUUAAUAAUAGUAUACAGCUGUCAGGGGUUUAUUAAAAGGUGCUUCAAUUGAACACAAACACUAGCUGGGCUGAGAAGGAAGCAAAGGAAGAGGGGGUUACAAAAGAUGAAUUAUUUUCUUUAAUCUGACAUUAUUCAGAAAUAGACACAAGCUAACCUGCAGCCAAAAUGAUUCAUAACUUUUUUCACUGCAGGCUUAGAUAGAGGGCUAUUCAAAUGACAUCUUUUACCAUUUAACUACCCCAGACACAACUGCAGAAUAAAUCAGUGUGUGUAAAUGGAGGGGUCCCUCAAAAAAUAAGUGAAUAAAUAAAAUAGAUCAGGUUUUUUCCUUUCAAAAGCUUCUGGAAAAACAGCUAGAGUACAUUUUACCUAGUGACAUAAACAUAGCGGACACCAAGCAAAUACAGCACUCAGCUCAUCUUUUUUUGUUCAGUCUGUAUUUCUGGACAAAAUUUGAGAGGCUCAUGGAAAAAAAAGAGGUUUGAUGUGCUGACAGACAGAAAGGUCUAUUCUCUCAACAUCCACGCCAAAAAUUAGGACACUUACAGGCCGCCAUGCAGCCAACACAUUUCCUGAGUGAAGCUGUAGAUGAGGUUUACUUUGCCAAACCAUACCAAACAGUUCUGAACAAAACCGGACUUCCUGGUGGAAAUACCCCAAGAACUAUUCGGUCAUGGGUGUGUAGUUUCAGACCUGCUUGUUUCCACAAAUUUGAAUUUCAGCCUCAGUUUUUUCCUGCAGGCGAGUUCUUUAGUUGACUGUCUGGUUGAAAAAAAAAAGAUCACAGCUGUCUCCUUUAUUGCAGCCACAACCUGAGACAUAAUUUUAGGCUUAUGUCUAUUUUUCUAAAUUUAUCAAGUGAAGUGACUGAGCAUUGUGUAAUUGGUGCUGAGCACUGCCAAAACACAAGUGACCUACGCACUGGAGUAACCCCGCACACACCCAAGGUCGACACUGAUGGAAAACUGAUGCUGCUGAGCAGCUGCUGACAAGCUGUUCUUACUGUGUGGCCUGUAUAAACUUUGAUGUUACACCUCAGCUCCGUCUCCUGUUCUCAUUUUUCUUUUUUGGAUGUUUUCGUACCGCUUCCAUCAGGUCACUAGUCCGGUCCAAGUUAUUUCCAGAGCUGGAAAACCGAACACCAGAAGAACCCCCUGUUGAGAUCAAGGACCCUCUUCCUGAGAAACUGCGCAACUCUGUGGUAAAGAUCUCGGCUCACUCACCUGCACAGAUAAUUUCACUUUUAAUUUCAUGGUGUCUGUAAGUUCAAAGUGUCGUUCCUUCUCCCUGUCUCUUGCAGAAAGAAAUCUUGCAUUCAGACCUCGUCAUGUGUCCCCUCAUGGCUGUGAUCACAUUCGCCAUCAGUGCCAGCACAGUUUUCAUUGCUCUUCAAGUCAGUUUGAUCAGGGAUUAUGAACUUUUUCUUCCGACACAUUUCCCAGAGGAUACUUGUGCUAACUUCCCUCUUUAUUACCUCUAUCCACAGCCGGCGUUAAGCUUUGUCCUGUACAUCCUGGCUGGAGUUGUAGGUUUCAUCACACAUUAUCUGCUGCCUCAGCUUCGCAAACAGCUGCCUUGGUUCUGCCUGGCUCACCCUGUGCUGCGCUCAAGAGAGUACAGCCAGUUUGAGGUUCGAGGUGAGAGUCUGACUGUUCUUGAUAAACCUACUUUAUGAACAACAAGACACGAAAGAAAGCAAAGAGAAAGGGGAAGACGUCAAAUAAUGGUUGAAGCACUUUUGAAAGACAUCACGAAGGUGGCCUUGUCAGAGUUCCUCAGUAUAAAAGGCUGUGCACUUUUUCAAAACAACUGAUUGAUAUUAUGAAUAUCAAAAAUAGACUUGAAAUCAGCUUUGAUAGCUGCAUUAAAAAUAAAGACGCAGUAAAGGUGCUUUUUUUAUCGUAUUCUGAAGCAAUUCUCUCUGUGUAAAAUAAUUCUGAAUUUUCUCCUCCUGUGCAUUUUUAUUCAUGUUUUCGGAGUAGAUCCAUGUUCAGUUCCUGACUAUAGCAGAUGAUUAGAAGCCACUUUUUUAAAAUUGUUUGGCAUAGAUUCUGUUUUUUCCCGCCUGUCUAAUUUCUCAGUUGUUUCAUAAACUCUGAAGAAAAAAAGUCAGAAGUUUGUUUCUAUCUCUGUUUGCCACAGACGCUGCUCAGCUGAUGUGGUUUGAGAAGCUGUAUGCAUGGCUACAGUGUGUGGAGAAAUACUUCAUCUACCCAGCUGUGGUGCUGAACUCCCUAACAACAGAAGCUCGAACUGUGGGCCAGAAUCACAAAGAGCUGGACAUCUAGUAAGACUUUACAAAAAAAAAACUCAUUACAGUUCCAUAUCAAGACUGUGUACUGUGCUCCAUCUCUGCUUUUCAGGGAUUCUUGCUCUGAACUGUAACAGCCAAAUAUUAUAUUCGAGGGGUAUUGCUGCAUUCCUACUCAGCCGCUGAAAAGACAUCAAAUUGCUUCUAUCUGUUUGUCCGCUUCUUAGAUUAUGGACCAGCUGGUCUUUACAGCAGUCUUGAUAUACUUUCUAUAAAACUACCACAUAAAGGCAGCAGCCUGCAUUUAGGUUCAGAGAUCUCAUGUCAUUUGUUGCUGUUUGCCUGGAGCCGCUCAUGUCAACAUGUGUCACUGAUUUCCUCUCGUUCUCGACCCCUGCAGCAGCCGGGCUCUCUUCAUCUCAGUAGCAGGCAUGAAGCUGCUGCGGUCAUCAUUCUGCACCCCCUCGCACCAGUACGUCACGUUGUGCUUCACCACGCUCUUUUUCCACUUCGACUACCCGCACUUCUCAGAGACUUUCCUCAUCGACUACUACUUCAUGUCCAUUCUCUUCAGCAAGGUAAGACACACUAUGUAGUCACAGGGUGAACUCAUACAGGGCUAUUCACUGUCACGGCACUGUGCUCAACGGAUUGCUUGUUGUUAAAAGACAUCAAGCAGAACUAAGUCGUCCUGUCGAGUUUGGGUUUGACACCUGGUAACACCUGUCAUCACUUACUGAUACUGUCGUUCAGAAGAUGGCUUCACACCCAACAAUGAUAUCACAGGAUCUUAGAGGAUACAUGUACAUCACUGCAGCACACUAAGUUUAUUGUCUGUUAAUAUGAAUUUAGCAAAAAAAGUGUUUUUAUUGUGUUUGUUCUUUGUUUCCUCAGAUGUGGGACCUGCUGUACAAGCUGCGCUUUGUGCUAACAUACAUCGCCCCCUGGCAGAUCACCUGGGGCUCUGCCUUCCACGCUUUUGCCCAGCCCUUUGCUGUGCCCCGUAUCCUUUAGUUCGAUUUACUGAUUUACUGACUUUCCUAGAUGCUAAUACAAGAACUGUACAUGUCUUAGCUUUAAUUUGAUCAUUAUUAUUAGCCACUUAUAGUUGUAUGGAUAUCGUAAAUUAUAUUAUUGUGCCUUUGAUGCGUACAUUUCCGGAAUAUAUCACUACUAAAUGUCUUCAAAGAGCCAGUUUCAAUUUGAAGUGAUAUCCUUAACUCUUGUGUCUUCAGAUUCUGCUGUGCUUUUCGUUCAGGCCAUUUUUUCUGCUAUCUUUUCCACCCCUCUUAACCCUGUUCUAGGGAGUGCUGUGUUCGUUACAUCAUACACCAGACCUGUGAAAUUUUGGGAACGAGACUAUAAGUAUGUUUUGAAAGUAAUCAAAUAUCUGUGGGAACGUCAGAGAACAGCAUUUUCCUUCGGCUCUAACAUGAUUUGUUGUGUUUGCAGCACCAAGCGUGUCGAUCACUCCAACACCAGACUUGCUACUCAGCUGGACCGAAACCCAGGUAUGUGCUAACAUUCCCCCAACAUCUCAAUUUGAAUCUUACUUAUUUUUGUGCUGUAACCAUGGUGAUGGUCUUUUUUUUUUUUUGCCUAAAGGAGCCGAUGACAACAACCUGAACUCAAUUUUCUAUGAGCAUCUGACACGCUCUUUGCAGCACAGCCUUUGUGGAGACCUGCUGCUCGGCCGCUGGGGCAACUACACCACAGGCGACUGUUUCAUCCUCGCCUCGGACUACCUCAACGCUCUGGUGCACAUAAUCGAGAUCGGCAAUGGCUUGGUCACCUUCCAGCUGAGGGGUCUGGAGUUCAGAGGUAAGCUGCGGGGGUUUGUGGUGGCUUGUAAUAUUUCUAACUUGUAUAUUGGCUGGUACAACUCAUCUGCACCCAUGUUUGUUAGUUUUAUCAAACAUAAGUUUUUGUGCCACUUCUUAUGGUGUAUUUUUAUCCAUCUGAAAAUAAGAUCACUCUCACAGCCGCAGGUUUAUUUUAAGGUUGUUCAAGAAGCUUAAAAAACUAGCUGCUGUGCGUCACUCUCCAAAAGGAGCUCGUCACUCGCCAGUAAUGCAGGGCUUUCAAGUCUUAAACAAUAAAGAUCUGAAUCCUCUUAUGAAUAUUUGGAUUUUUAUGAAAAGAAUGGGAUGUUUAUUCUUAUAGUCCUUUAUUUAGCCCAGUGAAAUUAUGGAAAGUUAUUCUAAUUUAUGUUAAAUGUAAGAUUAUUUUGCCUAAUGUGUCACAGAUUUAAAUCUUACAUCUGUACGUAAGGAUGUUUUUUUUGCAUAUGCAGGCAUUUCCUCAUCUGCUUCACAUCUGUGCAGGUACCUACUGUCAGCAGAGGGAGGUAGAAGCCAUCACCGAGGGGGUGGAAGAGGAUGAGGGCUGCUGCUGCUGUGAGCCUGGUCACCUCCCACACAUGCUGUCGUUCAAUGCUGCCUUCGGGCAGCGCUGGCUUGCCUGGGAGGUGGCUGCCACUAAGUACGUCUUGGAGGGCUACAGCAUCAGCGACAACAAUGCGGCCUCCAUGUUACAAGUGUUUGACCUUCGUAAGAUCCUCAUCACUUACUAUGUCAAGGUAAGCCAGUGAUAGAUCACGUUACCUUCCUACUCUUUACAUCAUGCCUUACUCAUAUUUUUUUAAAUGCUGAUGACUCAAACGUGUUUUAUUGUCCCCCUUGAAUAGAGCAUCAUCUACUAUGUUAGUCGAUCGUCUAAGCUGGAGGAGUGGCUGACCAAUGAGACGGUUCAGGAGGCUCUGCGUCCUUGUCUUGGGCCCAACUAUGUAGACAGUGACCCCACCUUCAACUUGAAUAUCGAUGAGGACUAUGACCACAGGGCCUCAGGCAUCACCCCCUCCUCAUUCUGCAUGAUUUACCUGGACUGGAUUCAGUACUGCAACAGCAGGCGUCAAACGGUCAGCCCUUGAAAACCCUUUUUUUUUUUUUUUCUUUUCUACUGGCAAGCCACACUCUGAUCCUUUCUGAGCUGCUACCAAACAGUCUCUCAUAAGAUGACUCUGCAGAAAAAAAUGGUUUGAACCUUUUCAGAACAAAACUGUGAUACCUGAUACGGGUUCAAAAGAUCCAAAUUUCUCCACAUCUGAUAAUUAAAUAAGGCCGCAAACUACUUGUUCUGUCUAGAUCUGCUGCCUUCAUCAGCCCUGCACAAUUAUGUCAAGACAGGCCAGCAUCCAAUUUUAUGUUUAGUAUCUGUUAACAGUUCUGUUGUUGGUCUAUUUUUUAUAACUUUUGUCCUGAUAUGUAACCUUUUAUCUCGAUCUUCAUGCUGUUGCAGCCGGUGGCCUGUGAGAGAGAUUCUCCACUUGUUAAUCUGUGUUUUGGACUUUGUAUCCUGGGAAGAAGAGCUCUUGGCACAGCCUCCCACAGCAUGUCUGCAAGGUAAAACAAACCAGGCCUACCACUCUGUGAAUUCCCCUUCCUGUCACUCGCCAAACAUUUAGGAGAAAAAUGCAAGACCAAUCGAUUUUUAUUUUUUGUGACAGCUUGGAGCCGUUCCUCUACGGCCUUCACGCACUCUUCAAGGGAGACUUCCGGAUCACAUCUCCCAGGGAUGAAUGGGUGUUUGCGGAUAUGGACCUGCUGAAUCGAGUCGUGGCACCAGGAGUGCGGAUGUCUCUCAAAUUGCAUCAGGUAGUGCUUUUCACAGAAGAAAAAAACACUCUCUCAGGUGUGAUUAUUAACUUCAGUCACUCAACAAAGACAAACGCUGUCAUUUUCAUUUCCUCCAGGAUCACUUUACAUCUCCUGACGAGUAUGAGGAUCCCAUGGUUCUGUAUGACGCCAUCACUGCCAACGAGGAGAAGAUGUUAAUAUCUCAUGAGGGUGACCCUGUAUGGCGCAGUGCUAUUCUAGCUAACAUGCCCUCACUGCUGGCACUGCGCCACAUCAUGGAUGAUGGCAGCGAUGAAUACAAGAUCAUCAUGCUCAACAAGCGGUUCCUCAGCUUCAGAGUCAUUAAGGUACAUCCUGUUCCUGUUCAUGUGUCGUGUGGAAAAAAAAUGUGUCUGUGCCACUUUCAGCCAGGUAAGUGCAGUGCUGUUGAUAAUGAGUCUGUCCAUUUGUGCUGCCCACUAAAGGUGAACAGAGAGUGUGUGCGUGGGCUGUGGGCAGGGCAGCAGCAGGAGCUGGUUUUCCUGCGUAACCGUAACCCGGAGCGAGGCAGCAUUCAGAAUGCCAAACAGGCUCUGCGGAACAUGAUCAACUCCUCAUGCGACCAGCCCAUCGGGUACCCCAUCUAUGUGUCCCCCCUCACCACCUCAUACGCUGGGGGGCACAGCCAGCUCCGGUCUGUGUGGGGAGGACCCGUCAGCCCACACAACAUUUACACCUGGCUCAUCAGCAGCUGGGACAGGUGCGUGAUCUUGACUUAAUGCCACACAUGUGCACUUACAGAGACUGUGAUUCAUGGGAACAUGAUCAACCUGAUGUUUGUCUCUCUGCAGGUUACAGAAGGGCUGUGGUGCUGGCUGUAACAGCGGAGGAAACAUUGAGGACUCUGACUGCGGAGGUGGUUCCACAUCCAUCUCUACCAACCCAGCCAUUCACACCACUCAGAGCACACCUGCCUCCAGCCUCCCCCAGCCCCACAUCACCGCUAUCCAGCCCUCCACGGGUAAGACCUAAAACAAGUUAUGAUCCAUUCAAUGCUGAUCAGUUACUGGAUACAGAUGGCACUGUUAGAGUAGAGAUGCUACUUAAAGGGAUAUCCCGCCAUAAAAUUAAUUUAGGGUCAAACACACUGAAACACCGAGUAAGACACCCUCUCGAGGGAUUAAUGUUGCCAACCACUUGCUUCUCUAGUUAUACCAACUUUAGUAACAACCACACAAUAGCAAUACACAGCAGUCUGAUGAGCCAUAAACAAACCUCAACCAAAACGCCACUCUAUAGCAACAAAUAAUGCUCAGAACAGCACCUAACUUCAUCAACAGUACAGAUAGGGUCCUAGCCAUAGUACUAGCCACCAAACAUCUUUUCAACUUUGCCUAAUUUCUUUAGCAAAGAGACUAAACACAACUCACCUACUCCUACAGACUGCUGUGGGGGGAAGAACAUUUAUGAUCAUUUCUUCAUGGAAAUGCAAUCAGACCGAGACACUAAGGCAGAAAAACUACCGUGUCUGCAGUGCAAAAUGAUUAAUAUGGUUAUUAUUACUUCAAGGAAAUGAUAAAGUAAUGAUCAUAAAUGUUAUCCCUAUUCUUAUUUUUAAUUUGAUGCUGCAAUAUCCCUUUAAGUAUGUUUGUGCUUAUUCUGCAUGGCUGCACAACUAACAGCUUUUACAGUGUCACACAAACACUGCCAAAGACAUCUUUGAAUACAGAGUUGAGUUAAAAGGGUACUUCACUGUUAAGAAUAAAACAACAACUUUUAAAAAAAGGGGAUGAGAAGUGAAUUCAGUGGAAAGGGAGAAACUCAGUGUAUACAGAGUUAAAUGUGGGAGCAUGCUCUUAAUUUCCUGCAUCCAUGCAGAUGUUGGUUAUGAACUCAGUCUGUUCAUUCAAAACUAACGUCUGUGUCCUCUUGUGUUGGCUGUAUGUGUUCACUGGCUGAACUGUGCAUUCACUUCAAAGUGUCACAUGACCCCUAACCUCAAGUAAACGGUACGAUCGACAAAGUAGUGUCAAUGGAGUAUGAUGCAGUUUUGAUCUGUUCUUUGUUUCUGCGUGUCUUUGUCACACGUAACCAGCUUUGAUGUUGCCACGGUUACAACUCAGUUGAGAUCAUAUUCUCACUUCAAUAUUUGGUUACUGAAUUGAAUUUCUACAUGGCUGUAUGAACCAAAUUUAUUGCAAUAGUGUCUUUAGCUAAAAUAAAUAUACUCAGUUCUUCUGUCGUUUCAUCUUGGUGUCUUAACAUUUCAGCGUCCAACAGGCUCAGCUGAAUACUUCGAUGAUUUAUUUCAACAAGAAUCGAUUAAUGUCCUGCUCUCCCAAUCAUGUGUUGCGGGUCAGAUAUUUUCAUACUCUUCUGUAAGGAAUUAAAGUGCUUCUUUCUUUUAGGCACAGACAACCCCUUAGGUCCAACCCAGAGCUGGCCUCAUCACCCCCAGCCCCUCCCAUUAGCUCUGCUCAGCCAAUCUGAGGGCCGGAUGGAGGCAGGACUGCUCUCAUCUCUCCAGCGCACAUCCUCCAUCCAGGGGCUCCUGGGCCAGCAGCUGUCCAGCUCGCAGCUCUCCUUCAGCAGCUCCGUAGCUCCUCCACCUCUACCAGGUCCAGAGCGCUUCUGCCCAGCGAGCCUCUUGGAAAACUCGGGGCACAGAGUGGGCCAGCGGGCUGGCCUAAGCCUCGGCCAGGGCAGCGGACUUCACUAUGAGAGCCACUUUGGCAAGUGGAGUUUUUCAGGAAGGAAGGGCUUUAAUGGACCAGCUGCAGUGGAGGAAGGAGGACCAGUACAGACCAUACGCACACAGGUGAGGGGGCUGUUGUUUGGUUGACUGAACAGAAUGUUGAACUAUCUUGACCUGAGUGGUUAAAGAUAUACUGCUGAUAAAUGUUUACCCAAAUCAACCAUAUUUUAAAAGCAUUUCUGAGAAAGUUGAACAUCAUUGUCUUUAUUUCUUUCUCAUCUUUUUCAAGCCUGCUCUUCCUGCACCCCUACAAGAGACUAGUCUGACACAAGAUCCCCUAGGAGCCACCCAAACGCUGGACCCCACCCUGCUCAAUGCAGGGGACCCCCCUACCCCCCGAGAGGAAUCCACAGAGCUGCCUUUACUCGAGCACCUGCGCUGAGUCUGCCCCAGGAAGACUCUGGGUGGCAUUCUCUGCAGCAAAAGCACAUGACGGUGGAAUCUGGACCAGACUCCAGACUCAUUCCAGCCCUUUGGGACUCAUUCCAUCACCCCUCCUUUGACUCUAGUGUAAACCUGAUCCUCUUAAAUCCUCCUAAUGGCCCAUUGCAUACUGGAUAGAUUCAGUUAAACCCACAUCGCCCCUCUUCUUGUCAGCUGAAGGGGUGAAACUUCGGAUAGCAUGCUGAGCUGAUCCGCAUCAGAUUGUGAAAUGAUUUCAGCCAAAGUUAGCUGUCAUCGUGACUUCUAGGCUUAAAGGUAUUCUCAUUUUCUCUGACAAAGGCACACAGUGUCUCUAUGGACAACCUUUAGGUUGGAACAGUAGUGACAGGCCAGACAGGCCAGUGCAAUGAAAAGGGAUAUUUUGCUUGAGGACUGAUUAUUUUUCUAUAUUGGAGAAAAGGAGGAUGGUCUCUGACUCUCACUUGACGUCUGCAGCAGAUUUUCUUUUUUUGCAUAAACAGUUUAAAAGAAAAAAAAAUAAAAACAACAACAUUUGUGUUGCUGUAUGUGCAGGUGACGGAUUAAUGGAAAACCAUGAGAAGCCUUGUUUUCUUUUCCCCCAUUUGACUCCCCUCACUGGACCUAGAGUUGUGUUCCAGACAAUAUUGAACAGAACAUACUCACCCUGCUCAGAAGCUUCAGCAUCUUCCUCUUCCUGCACAUUAAACAUACUCAACAAGGACAAAAAAACACCACACCCCACCAUCCCGUCAUCUUUGUCCUCUGGCUUAUUCACUACAGAGGGUCCCGACCACAUCAACACUCAACAGGUCUGUCUCGGAACAAGUUUCAGGGAAUACUUAAAGAAAACUCCCUUCCACCCCGGCCAUCAUGUGGUGCUUUUACCGCUAGUUUACAGUCUAAGUAGGCCUGGAAACGAGUCCUGAAUCUGACUGGCGAAGUGGAAACCCGGGAUGAGUUCAGAUGGAGCUGCUGUGGUCAUAUCAGGAUGGAGUAGACGAAAAUUCCAAUCUGUGAAAUUGUGUUGAUCACAAACUUACAAACUGGGAGUGUUAGAAACUAAAAGCCUUUGUUUGGAGAGUGGAAUGUCCUUUUUUUUUUACUUUACUUGAAGAGUUCCUCGGUGUUUAAGGGGCACUGAGUUUGUUUUCUUUGGAUGAUCAAUAACACCCCCUAUGUUCAGAUCUGCUCAGCUCAUGACUUUCUCAAUAGCAGGGACCCAGGUGGCUUUGUGCAGGGAGCUCUGUUUUCUCCUCCCUGUUUCUAUACUACUGCUUCUGCAUCUCCUGCUACUGCUAAUAUACCCACUACUACUACUGCUGUCUCUACAACAGUUAAAUCCAGCGUUUUAGUUGGAAACACACAAAGCUGAAUAAAUACUGAAAGCAAAGGUGGAAUAUUUAUUUGAUUAAUAUUGUCUUACAGAUAUCUUAAACGGGGUUUGUCAAUAUUGUAUGCUGAUAUAUCGGAAUUUGGGAAUCUGCCUUCUGUCGACUGUACUCCCCUCCCGUCUCCUCCCCUCCCUCCCUUUGUUUGGUGUCAUCAUGUUUGUAUCAUCUCACCGACGGCUGAUCUUGUUCUUUUUGGUGUGUAAAAUAACUGGAAGUUUUUCCUGAGAAGUCACUUGACCUUGGUUUCUUUGCCACUCUUGCACUCUUUUUGUUCUCCCACUGUGAAAGACAAAUUCAAACACUGAUAAGAGGGCUAAAGGAGAUUUUUGAAGAAGGAUUUGAAGGAGUGGUCGAAGAAGACUGACUAAAUUUGGCCACAAAUGUCCCCCCCUGCGUUGUUUCGUCCCAGUCUACUGUGACCACUUGCUACUGCAUAAAACAUGUCACAUGAAAACUCCUGCAUAUGCUAGUUGUCCCUAAAAAUAACCCUUCAGAAGUGGUGUACCCCCCUGUAGGAGACUUGAAAAAGAGACCAGAGUUCUCAGGGUUUGAAACAGGGAAAGAGAAAUCGACUUCUGCUGGACUUUUCUGAUGAGUGUCAAAAAUAAGAGCUAGUACUGGGUUACACAUGAAAACAAAAGAGGCCUCUUCUAGUCUGAAAUCACUUUGUUUCCUCCCUUAACUUUAAGCUUCUGACCGAAUCUGGACAAGGGUCACACAUCGAUGAAGCUUCUUGUUUUUAUUUUUCGAAGCUUCAAGAUUUCAGUCAUUUGUAAAGAAAUUACAUACGAAAAAGUGAAAAGUGCAUCUGUAUCCCUCUGAAAAUUUUGUUUGCAACUCCCUCUACUCAGGAAAAACAGACUUUCUGAUCAGUGCUGUUUUCUGUUUUUCUUUUUCUCCUCAUUCAUCUUGUAUCCAAAGCAACAGGGAGUAAUUUUUGUUUUUCUUUUUAAUGGUAAUUAUUUUUAUGUUUGCUGGGAGUGAGGAAAGCACAAGUUCACAGGCAGACCUGGGUGUCAAUAAAAAGGGAUUUCUUAAUCUCUAAUAUAUUAUGUACAGCAUGUUUCGUAUAUAAAUAUAUAUUUAAAAUAUAAAUCUAUUUUAUUAUUGGAGCUUUGGGUUCUUUUACAUUGAAGACACUAUGUUGAGGCUUCGGGGGGGAGGGACUCGUGUUUACCCAUUGGAGGUGGGAGCUGAGGGGCACUCUUCACAUUGAAACGUGCAGUUUGGGAAGAAUCAAUUCAAACUUCUUUUGCACAAAAUGUAUCAUACACCAUCCCACUUGGUUAUAGUUUUAUGAUUUUAGUUAUUUUGGGAGAGGGGUCUUUUAUUUAAAAACUUUAAGUCAUUGUUCAAUGUUCUGUACAGUUUUUUAUGUGAUUUUUUUUCUCCUAUUUAAAUUAAAGGUUUUUGUGUCUUUGUUUGCAAAUUAAUGCUGUGAGUGAUUUAAUUUUCCUUUUCCGUGUGCGGUUUGUGUUAGCACUUUACCUGUCUCAAAACUAUUAAGAUUAUAAUCACUCCACAGUUUGGUGGUUCAAUGCGGCAAAUAUCCUCAAAUAGAUAUUUAAAGCCUAAAGUGAAUUUAUCCAAGUGCUCUUUCUGUUUAGCAAGCAGUUCACUUAUGAAUGCAUUUGCAGUCUGUGCACUGUAAUUAACAGAAAUGUUGCCUCCUGUGCAGACUUUUAAACUUUACAUUUUCAGAUUUUCAUGGUAACAAACCGAGCCUGGAUGUUCUGCAGAGGCAAGUGUCUUUGCUGGAAGAGGGCGGUCUUCACUCUCACCUGAUCGUUUACUUCAGUCUGUUCCCUCUCCAUACUGAGCUGCUUCUUUGCAGCACAUCAGUCUGACUCUGAGGGUCAGCAGCCUUAUGUUUCAUCUCACCUGCCUCAAGCUGUUUCAUGAUGUACAGACUAACCUCCUGUGCUCAGUAUGCUGUGUCUGCUGUGAAAACAACCCUUUGAAGGAGACUUUCAGGUAAGGUAUUUUUAUGGUAUGUAUGCAAUGAUAGUCACCAUAGAGCUCGUCUGUCUUCGUGUUAAAAAUGAUCAUGGAUUAAAAAAAAACACAAUGCUAAGUUUUAAAUUUGAGGUAGAUUACAUCUUAAAUAAGACAUUUAUGGACAAAUGGUUAAAUAUGGAAAUUUAAGGAAACCCUACCUAUACAUAGUAUAUUCAGUCCUCAAAUGUAAAUACAAAAACACAACAUUAACAUCUUUAUUUUGGAGAGAGAAAAAUAUGCCGCAGAGCAGCACAGAUCGUACAAACAAAGGUGAAACAAGGCUCCUUCACAAAAGCUGAUUUGAAAGCUGAUGAAACAUUUAUUUUUAAUCCCAGAGGAUGUUGAAAUCAAACAAAUGAGCGCUUCAUAAGAGACGGAGUGUACCGUAUCUCAUUGUAACACUCCUCUUCCUCCUCUUCUUUCCGCUCCCUCCACCUCCUUCCAUCCUGCCCUGUGCGGUGGAGCCACAGCACGAGCACCAGCAGAGCGAGCAGCAGCAGGCUCAUAGACAAGGUGAGCAGCACACCCUGCAGCAUGCCAGAGGAACUGUCAGGGGCUGCAGACCAAGGCACAAAGUAGAUCUUAGAGUAGAAAUCAGUGUACGGCCUGUACUUAAGGCUCCAGAGGACUCUGGGUGGAGAUGCACUUACUGGUGUAGAUGGAUAAGUUGACGUAGCAGUUCUCUGUCCCAAGGAGGUUGGUGGCAGAGCAGCGAUACAGGCCAGACGUCUGAGAUGACACAUUGAUGAUUUGGACCGAGCCAGACAGAUCAUCUUCAUGAUAGAGAGGAAAGCAAAGAGGGUUAGUCAUUGAGCUGAUGUUUGUUUUUUUAGCUUGUCACAGGCUGUGAAAACAGUCGUUUAAUGUGACAUGUGGGGGUCAACAUUUCUUUGAUGGAAAUGAAUUUUUGAAAAUCUAUUCUGGCUCUGUGGUUGGAUUCAAGCUGGGCUCUGUGGAGGAUGUGGUGGAGAGAUCUACACUGAGGAAGGUGGAGACUAUUCUAAAGAACAUGGAUCACCCACUUCACAACACCUUAAUGGAUCAAAGGGCCAAUGGUGGUGGACGGCUCCUCUCUCUUCGCUGCAGGACAGAAAGAUUCAGAAGAUCUUUUGUACCCACAGCUAUCAGACUUUACAACUCUUCUGUGAAUAGUAGAUGACUCUUAGAGACAUGAAAAAUGAGAUGACAGACGAUUGGAUUUCCCUUCAGGGAUCAAUAAAGUUCUUCUUCUUAUUCUUGUUCUUGAUUUAAGUUUAAAGAAAAAUAGUCCUCAGCAGAAUUCAGCAAUCUAGAGGGGCGUACAAGUUAAGAGAGCUCAGAAGGAUCAGAAACUCAGUGUACCAGCUACUCUGGGGGUCCGAGACAGACAGGCUCAUAACAAAGAGCUGUUUUAAGCCUGAACCAGAACCAAGUUUUAGCUUGACCAGAAAGGAGCUUUUCAAGCCUCCUCUGAAAAUAGAGGUAGGGUUUCCCUCAUUGACCCUGAUGAUUCCUAAUAGGUCAAAACUCUACCUCCCAUACUAUGUUUAGGGACUGAGGAAAACAGUAUCUUAAAAUGGAUACUAUGACAGUGCAGUCAAAAGUUCUAGAGCUCCCUCUAUUGACUGGUUGGAGUAUAGAUAAAAAAAACUCUGCCUUCAUUAUGUGUCAACAGAUCAAACUAAAAAAAUAAAAUAAAAGUCAAAUUAUUAUUUUUCUUCUCAAACAUGGUUUCUCUCAGUGUAGUUAGUCCUUAUCAUGCAGAUUAUAUUCAUGUGCAUUUUUUCUGAAAGGAUUAUUUUCAAUUAGUGAUUUAACUUGAGAAAGAUGACUGACUGACAGAUCUGUUGACUCAUGUCAGCUCCUGCAGCGUUCUGCACUAGAUUAGCAGAAUUGAGAAGGAGCCUCAUGGAGCACCUGUCAUGCAUUCAAGCAAGCAGCUCAAAGUGCUUCAUGCACACCAGACAGAAUAAAGACAGCAACAAUUCAUAAUGAAAGACCGGUGAGAGAAAAAGGUAAUUUACCUAAAAUUGUAUUAAAUCGGUGCAGAAUGACUGAUAGGAAAUAUAAGAAUCAAUUUUAAAAAUGAAACUUAAACCAAAAAAAUUACUUAAAAAAUUACAUCUCACUACAAGCAGAAAUGAAGUGACAUGGUCCACAUUGUAAACUAUCCAUGAGCACUAUGAGUGAGCCUGAAGUGUAAUGUACCAGAGGGAUACUAGAGGGCACUGUGAGUCCUUUAAGAUGUGACACUCCUGACCAUUAAGAACUUUUAUGGGGAGCCAAAAUCAAAAUCAAAGCGAAACAAAAUACAACUAUGAAAAAAACUAGGGCAACUUUUGUCUUUGUUACAUUUGCUAUAUGCUGUAGCUAAACAUGAGGAAACUUGGAGCACUGCAGACUGGUUUCUAUACUAUAUUUUGGACGCAUGGAAAGACGUGAAGUAAAGACUCCCUCUCUUUGUUUGUGUGUGAUUGUGUGUAACACCUACCUUCCAUAUUUACAGGAAGUGGGAUUUCCUCUGGAUUGACUUUUUCCCAGUGAAUGUCUGGAGUGGGAACACCCUCGGUCACUGAACAGGACAAGGUGACACUUCCCCCAACAUCGAUGUCUCCAUCCCACUGACACUCAGGAAGUGAGGGUGGUGCUAUGACAUAAUCACACAAAUUUCUUAAGCGUGAAAUUUUUUGAUUCUCAUAAAAGAAGUUUUUUCAAGAUAAAUGAUGUUAGCACUGUGAUAACAAAGUUGAUAACAAAGCCACUUAAGUGUGAUACUAUUUCCAUUCAAAUAAAACUGUUUAAGUGUAUAAACCAGCAUUCUUUCUUUCUAACUAGCACUGUAGAAUAUCAAACGUCAAACAAAACCACUGCGAAAUUGAACUUUGAUGUGAUGAUACACACCAGAAAUUGAGUUUGGGGAUCACCAAGUUAAAGCGGUUGAUCCUUUUGAGAUAAUAGAUCUGUGCACCACACUGUUUGACAAUUGUUCAGGUAUUUUUGAGGAAUUUCUCUCUCUCUCAAAUAUCAAACUCUUGGGAAAAUUGGGUAAUAGGGAAAGGCCAACUUUUUAAGGAUUAAUACAUUUGUUUGGGUCUUGAUUAUAACAUAUACUGGACAGAUAGUACAACUUAGAAGUGUAUGUACAAUGUAAUUUUUUUUACUACACCCCAUGGCAGAUAGGAUUAAGGAUGUCCUCAUUGUGUUGUCUAAAAUCUAAAAAUGAUACACUGAUGCAUUCAGAGUUUACAGUAUAAUGAAAUAGCCUCUGAACUAGCCACCUCUGCUAGAUUGAUAAUGAAUUUCCUCAGGGAUAAAUAAAGUAUCUAUCUAUUUAUCUACUAUCUAGUUUGUGUGAUAUGUGACGCACCAACAUACCCAGGAUGCUGAGCUCCAGCUCUCCGAUGCCGGGAUCUGCUGUUUCUGGUGGGUUAUUGACCAUGCAGCGAUAUAUACCUGCAUCUGAUACUCGAGUGUCAUUCAGCACGAUGUCUGCACUCCAGGGGAUACCUUCAGAUAGUGAACGUGGAGUUAAUAUCAUUUUUCCUGCUAAUCUCUGCAGGGUUCUAAAACAACAUCUCAGAACUAAAUUCAUAUGAAAAGGGUAACACUGGUCAUACCUGUAAAACCCACCCUGCCGAUCAGGGUGGGGUCUUCAAUCACCUGUCCAUGGUCGUACACUAUCACCUAGAGGUAAAUAAGGGAUUCGUAAUAAUCAGAUGAUCUGUUUGCUGUGGUGGUGGUGUGUUUGAUUUGGAUAUUAAGAGAAGCGGUUUGAAAACUUGUGUUCUGUUAUAGGUUGAUUUUUGGCUCAUACUUCCACUGAAUCUGUAACCAAAAACUUGUGAUCCAUUCAGUUUAAAAAGCAGCGGCCUGGUGAGCAUGAGAGGACCAAACAGAAGUGUAUGUGAGUGUGUGACAGGAUUCAGACCUGUAUUGGGGUUUCUGGACUGGAGAAAGGAGCCAGCGUCCAGAUGACAUUGAGUCUGGAGAGGGGACUGGAGGUGAAGAAGGAACAGGGUAAGAUAACGAAAUCUCCUUGGACCACCUUGAGACUGGAUUCCCUCAUGGUCACCCUGAGUGCCACUGUGGGGAUAACCAUUCAUAAAAAAAAGGGAAGACAAAAGUGAGACAGCACGUAUCUGGGAUGUGGCACAAGCAGCCCCUCAAUGAAGGAUUCAUGUCUUCAUUUUCUGUUUUGACUGGUUGUCCUUUCUGUUGUGCAGACUGCAGCUCUCCUCCCUCUCCUCCUUCAUUACUGAAAUAAUGAACCCUCCCCCCUCUUCGCUGUCAUCCCCAGGCCUUUUGUGGUGUGUGUGUGGGAAUUCGGUCUGCAUAUUGGUUGUUAAUUACACUUGACAGUUUUGAGUGUAAGCCAAACCGGUCACAGACUGAGUGGAACAACAGCCUACUUCACUGGGAUGAAAACACACUGUCAAUAAAUGACAUUGUCUCUGUGUAGAUUAUCAGUUUGUGAAAAUGUCAAAAAAACAGACAUUUAUAAAAACAAGCAAAGGCUUUGUGACAAAAGAAACUGUAAUAAAUGCCUGUCAGGGAGUUUUAUUCUAAGACUUCAUAAAAAAUGAGGAGCUUCCUUUGAGGGUUGGGUCCUAAUUUUAAUAAAGGUCAUUAGUCCAGUGUUAUUUUUUUGUUCAACCCUUUAUUGACUGUAUUAUAUUGCAUACAUACUUUUAUAAUACUUCUAUCAAUCAAUAUGAUCAACAAAUUACUAAAAAAAAAACAUCUUAACACAGUCCAAUAAAUGAUAAAAAUGCCCUCUUGUGAUUAUCAGUUUCCAAAAACAUCUGAUGCAUCAAACGAGAUAAAUAAAUAUAUUUGUAAAAUUUUGAUUUUUUUGGUUUUCCAGAAAAAAUUGCAUUUUCUGGCCAUAAUUUGUGGUUUCAGGUAUUAUAGGGUUAAAACCUUAAAAUUGGCAUCAUCCAAAAAUAUUACCAGUAGAUUUUUUUCUGUUAAAAAAUUACAAUGGACAUUUUUAACAUGUUUCUGAAAGAUACAGAUCUUCAGUCUUGAUAUGGAGCAUAUUUGUUUUGAGUAAUGUCUACAUUAAACAUUUCCAGUGCACAUUCUGGAUUAUCCUAUGUCAUUUAAGCAAUCAAGCAAUAGAAAAAAACACUCUCUUUUCUCUUGAAUUGGUAUGAGGAUUUGCAACCAAAAUCAACAAUUUCUCAUACUUUACAUACCCCCCUGAAGUCACUUGAAGCUGUGGCAGCAUGAACAAAUUUAGCAAUAUUUCUCACCAUGUCUCACUGAAUUGGUGUCAAAGCUUAAGACGGCACACAGACGUACUCACAGUUCUCCAGAGUGCUGAAACACACGCACAGGGUGAGCAGCAUCCAUCUUCCAGCAGAGCCCAUCGCUGAGAGCGAACACAGAGAGCCGCACAAGCUGCUGGCCAAAAAACCAGGCAUGCAUGAGUAAUCUAUCGAGCGUAGCCACCAAACAACCCCACCCUCAUUUAUUUUCUCUCUCACAUUAUUCUCACCCCCUUUCUGACUAGAUUUAAGUGACUAAAGGAGGAUUUUUUUUUUUUGACAGGUGCAAGAAGAUUAUGUAAUCGGAGUUCCUCCAUAAUGGCAGCUGUAGGGG
Messenger RNA from Xyrichtys novacula (pearly razorfish), 29683 nucleotides. The record is from the annotation of a GenBank genome assembly. Lineage: Eukaryota; Metazoa; Chordata; Actinopteri; Labriformes; Labridae.